Molecule: messenger RNA, 1171 nt
Organism: Capsella rubella
Lineage: Eukaryota; Viridiplantae; Streptophyta; Magnoliopsida; Brassicales; Brassicaceae
Product: NAC domain-containing protein 1
Exons: 6
Coding region: 63-944 (293 amino acids)
Biological process (GO): regulation of DNA-templated transcription
Molecular function (GO): DNA binding
Source: RefSeq, a predicted model, not a curated record
UAUUGUUUCUACGCGUGUCACAACAAGAAACUCUCUGUUUUCCAAUUAAAACAUAUAUAGAGAUGGUGAGGUGCACAUUUAACCCACCUGAGGAAGAGCUCAUAAACUAUUAUCUGAAUAACAAGAUCACUGAAAAAGAUGAUCUAGACGGGAAACAAAUAAACGAAGUCAAUAUCUGCCACUAUGAACCUGCAGACUUACCUGGGCUGGCGAAGAUAGAAUCGAGUCACACUUGGUACUUCAUAUCGCCGGUGGAGAAGUUUGGGAGGCUUAACCGGACGAAGAGGGCUUCGAGGUCAGGGCACUGGAAGAUAACCGGGAAUAGUCGCACGGUUAAGGACGUUGAUGGCAACCCUAUAGGUUUGAAGAAGUUUCUUGUUUUCCAAGAAAACAAAAGAUCUUCUACUUGUUCGUCAUCCACCACUAACACCCAACAACACAAGGCCAAUUGGAUCAUCCAUGAAUUUCAUUCCUUUCUCCACCACCCCAACCAGGACGCCUAUGUUCUCUGCAAACUAAAGAAAAACACAAGAACUAGACGGACCGCCGCCGUCGCAGAUGCUUCCCUAGCGAUGAUAGAUCUGUCUCUCACUUCUGACCCUGUCGUCCUUAAUCACUCCCAGGUGAUGAUGGGGAACAAGAACAUUGUCGAAGAUAAUGGCGGAGAUUAUUGUAAUGACUUAGAAGAGCUUCUCCCAGAAUUUCACACCACUAAUUGGUUUGAUUACUCUCAGUUCGAUCACUUUCUUGAGGGAAGUUUUAUCAAUAUAACACAGCCAAUAAUAUUGGAAGGAGGCGAAUCCAGCGGUCUCCCUUCCGGAGAAAACGGCCACGUGUACGGACCAAACACCAGGGAAAACUCCAAUCAUUUGGGAGAAUGUUGUGAAGUGGUAGAAGAGGUGGCCCAGGGCAUGUCUCCCACCAGACGCAACAACCAAAUCUAAUUUUGCCCACCGGUUUGGCUCACGUGGACGCAUAAGAUCACGCGCCGCUCUUUCUACUUUUCAACAAUAUGCUCAGUUUCCAACUACUUGAAGUAUCUUUACAAGUUUCCUCUAUUAUAUUGUACUAUUUGCUUUCUUCGUACCAUGUAUGUAUGUAGUUCACGGCCUCCCAUGAUUUAUUUAAAGAUAAAUCUAAAAGUGGUAGGCGCAUUUGUAUGAUACGGCCA